This is a messenger RNA of Plutella xylostella (diamondback moth), 1701 nucleotides long. RefSeq lists its product as uncharacterized. NCBI's taxonomy places the organism in Eukaryota, Metazoa, Arthropoda, Insecta, Lepidoptera, Plutellidae. The record is from RefSeq and is a predicted model, not a curated record. Gene Ontology annotation, cellular component: nucleus. Gene Ontology annotation, molecular function: RNA polymerase II cis-regulatory region sequence-specific DNA binding; DNA-binding transcription factor activity, RNA polymerase II-specific. Gene Ontology annotation, biological process: regulation of transcription by RNA polymerase II; muscle organ development; cell development.
UUUAAAAAACAUGAAACAUCACCUAGAUUCGUGUUGUGUUUUCACAAGACAUCGCGGGAGUCGGCCGUCCUGAAAUAACAUGGAUUUGCAGCGACAAUGCGCGCGCGCCGCGGCGCUGCCGUCGCCUCGCUCGACGCCAUUUUCAGUGUCCCCGAGCUUUCCCGCAACGCAGAUCCCAAGCAUCCCCCGCGGCGUAUCGAGUGGAAGAGUCGAGUCGGCCUGGCGUGCCCUUCGCACGUGCUGGCACUGCCUGCAUGUCGCUGACCUAGCUCAUUACGCGCUCACACGUCAUUAGAACAAAAGCUGCAUUCUGAUGACAAUUCUGCAAAAGUCAACACAGAAAGCGGAGGCCAUGACCGGGAUCCCAGCUAAGGACGGCGGCGCCGAGAAGACACUGAGACCUGUGCGGAACCGCAGGUACACGAGGAGGAGUUUAGUAGCUGGGCAGCGUCCUCAGAAGAGGCUGUUCACUCCUGAAAUAAAGCGUUACCUGAAAGACUGGCUGGUGCGGCGGAGAGAGAACCCCUACCCGAACCGGGAAGAGAAGAAGUGUCUGGCGCACGAGACCGGACUCACCUACAUUCAGAUAUGCAACUGGUUCGCCAACUGGCGGCGGAAGCUGAAAAACGUCAACGAGGAGAGAAACCAGCAGACAUGGGGCCACCUGAUCCGCACCUACAACCACCGCGCGCAGGGCAACGUGGAGCAGUUCAGCAUCUGCUCCGAAGACAGCAUCUGGAGCGAGCACGGAGCCCCCAGCCUGGACGACGUCGACACUGGCUCCCCGGGCAGCCCCGGACCACUUGAUGAGGACUUCCAGGAGUCAGACUCCUCAAGCAAGAAGGAAAACCAGGUGGUUAAUAACAAUAACGAGGAAUCCGGGGCUAAGCUGACGAGUCCGCUGCUUCUUAGCAAAUGGCUGGAGAGUGCGGCGAGGUUCCAGCCGAGUGAGACGAACUACUCGUGGUGGGCAGAGGGGAGAAAGAAGGCAGCGCCGCGGGUGCGGGAGGGGGCGCGCGGGGGGGCGUGGAGCCGCCACGGCCGGGAUGAAGUAGAGGCGGCGGUCGCGCUCACCGCGCUCGCCUCCGCCGCCGCCUGCCGCGUCGCUGCACCCUGAUUGCUCACGCGGUGGUCCAAAAAUAUACCUCGGUAAAUACAUGUAAUACCUAAGCGAGUAGCCUGUAUCCUACCACAGCGAGUUUAAUCAGGAAAGAUAGGUAGGUAGGAUAGGAUAUGUUUAAUUUGAAAGGUAGGUAGAUUUAUAAAGAAAACUUACCAGAUGUGCUUCAUUUCAUGUCAUAUUCAUCAGUAGUUGAUCUUGGUCACUAUCUAGUCAAGAAUCGCGAUUUCAUACCAAAGUGCUAAAGAUAUCUAAAAUAUGUCUACAAAUUGACUGUACAUAUAUUAUUUUAAGAGUAAAACUAGUUUUAAUACAAUUUUAAAUGCAAAACUACUUAAAUGCAUGCAUAAUAUUGUGAUUUCAAUGCUCAAUGUAAUAAAAUGAACUGAUGUGCCUUAUACAUAAUAUACCUACUCUGUAUUAUAGUUGUUUGAUCUCGUGAAUAGUUUAUAGGUCUUUAAAAGAUUUUGUGAUUGUUUGGAAGAGUAAAAUAUAACAAUAUGAACAUAUGUUAUUGCUUUGAUAAGUAAAUAGGAUACUCUAAUAUUAUAAUAAUAUGAAUAAAUACUUGUUACAUUUUA